Esox lucius (northern pike) is the source of this 2011-nucleotide messenger RNA. RefSeq names its product UBX domain protein 2A (gene ubxn2a). The record is from RefSeq and is a predicted model, not a curated record. Gene Ontology annotation, biological process: autophagosome assembly; Golgi organization; nuclear membrane reassembly. Lineage: Eukaryota; Metazoa; Chordata; Actinopteri; Esociformes; Esocidae. Bases 301 to 1053 code for a protein of 250 amino acids. Gene Ontology annotation, molecular function: ubiquitin binding. Gene Ontology annotation, cellular component: cytosol; nucleus. The transcript has 7 exons.
GUAGUGUAUACAAUAUACUAUGGUACAAUACAAUAUACAAUGGUGUACUUCAGUCCGAAACUGUGUACCAAAACAAAGAACUACCUGCUGAGCUCAGCACCACAGCUGCCAAGCAUGCACAUGAUAAUAUUACGCUGCAGCUGGAGAGCCUAAACCGCGCUGACGUCAAAGAAAUUGUUCAGCAGAUGUGAGUAGCGGCCACAGCUUGUCAGAAAUGUAGCAGUAGCCGUGCGGCUAACUUGACCGGCUCAUGAUUAAGAAGAGAACACGAACUGAUGGACAACAGCAGAAUAAAACAUAAUGAAAGACAUUGAUACAAGAGGGAAUGACAAAGAUGAUACCUGGUGUGAUGGGACAGAGAAUGAGGAAGAUGAGGUUCCCAUCAGAAGAAGUUUCUCUGUGGAGGAUCUUCUGGAUGAAGUGGAGAAGAUAAGCAAUGUUGCCUCGGGAGGGUCAAAGGUUGAGGUUGUGGUGAGGCUGUGGAAGGAUGGUUUCACACUGAACAAUGAUGAAUUCAGGAGUUACUCUGUCCAGGAGAACCAGGACUUCCUCGAAGCCAUCAAACGGGGUGAACUUCCUGUGGAGUUAGAGAGCCGGGCUGAAGAGGAGGAACUUGAGGUGAAUGUGGAAGAUCUGACAGAGGAGAUGUACGUCCCCAAGAAGAAGACCUUCCACCCCUUCAGUGGGCGAGGUUACAGGCUUGGGAGUGUUGCUCCCAGAGUAGUGGUCCGGUCUCCAUCGGUACAUGAAGAGGGGGAGUUUCCCCCAAUCCCCAUGGUAACACUAGACCAUGGCCUCCCUGUCACAUCUCUGCAAAUAUGGUUGGCUGAUGGCAGGAGGCUGGUGCAGAGAUUCAACCUAUCACACAGGAUCUGUGACGUUCACAGCUACGUCCAGCGCUGUCAGAGGAACAGCUCGCCCUUCAUCCUGACCACGUCCCUUCCCUUCCGAGAGCUCCUGGAAGAGGGGCUAAGUCUGCAGGAGGCGGACCUAACCAACGCUGUCAUCGUCCAGAGACCUCUCAACACGGAGGCGCCGUUCGGACGCUCCUGACCAAUAAGGACAGCGAACAUAAACCUUGAAAUCCCAGCCAUUGGUCUAGAGCAGUUUUAGGCAACUCAGGGUCCUGGAGGGACAGAAUACUUUGGGUUUUCAUCCUCUCCUAAUCAGGGACUGAUUUCAACCUGGGGAAGCCAGGUGAGUGCAAUUAACUACCAGGUAGAAAAAUAGAUUACUGAAGUGUUUUGUCCCUCCAAGAGCGAAGGUUCUUACCUCUGUUCUAUACCAAUAACAGCCCUUCACAUAGACAUUUUUCCUUGCAGAAACCUUGAUUCCAACCUAAAGUUAAAGGCAAUACUCACAUACAGUUGUUAACCUUUUUGUCUGUUCAUGGAAAUGUUGCUCCUACUCCAAGUCCCACAGAUCCUAAUGCAUUAAUCGAAACCUACUACUCCUUCAUGCCCUCUUAAACAGCUGAUGUUUGAGCAUCAUACUGCUUUAGCAUCAGAUGCCUCCACGUAGCAAUGGGAUGAAAUCCCAAUGUAGCCAAUUCAGCGCUAUCUUCCUAUGUGUGUGUUUGUGCAUGUGUGUGUGUGUGUGUGUGUUAGGGGCUGUUUCCUGUCCUAACUUGUCUUCCUAUUCUGUAGCUAACUAUUACCAAGGAUAUGAAACACUGUGAAUGUUAUUCCCUAUUGUAAAGUGCAUUAUGUUAACACUGAGUUGGCAAUUGGAGAUUAUUAAGCUGCUAUAGUCUAGUGCACAUAAAGGAAAUUCUUAAUCGUCACCAUUCCUUCUUCAUGGAAAAGUUGCAAUAACAUUUAAGUCACAAGUUCCAUAUUGCUACAUAUUUUUCCGGAUCAUGUUACUUGAAUAACGUGAAUAUGAAGGUAUGAAGGUAUGUAAUGACUAACGACUGAAGGUAUGAAGGUAUGUAACGACUGACUUCCAUACAUUAUAUGUACAGUAUAAUAUUCAUAAGCUUACGUCUUGCCCAAUAAAUCAAUAUAAUGUA